CUUUCGUGUCUCAAUCAGUGUGUACGUGUCAAUUGGCGACGAGGAUAUGGCAACGGGUAGACAUGGGAAGAUUAGUGAUUUUCGACCAGGAAUCGACAGUGUUGAAGACUGCAAAGAGAGGUUUCUACUCUACUGUGUAGCAAAUGACAUUUCAACGGACGGGGACAAGGGCAAGGCCGUUUUUCUUACAUUUAUCAGAGCUACAAAGUACAAUUUGUUGAAGACCCUAGUCCAUCCACAAAAGCCGCAAGACCUGAGUCUGGACGAAUUGCUCGACGCGCUACAGAAGCACUAUCAACCACGCAUAGUCGUGAUCGCAGAGCGCUAUCGUUUUUACAAGCGACAACAAAGGGAAGGAGAGUCGAUUGCAGUGUACCAGUCAGAAUUACGCAGGUUAGCAAAGGAUUGUCAGUUUGGUGAUUCUUUGAGUACAGCUCUCCACGAUCAGCUCGUCUGCGGUCUGUUUUCGGAGGCAUUGCAACAAGAUACUUACUAGCGGAGGCUGACCUAACCCUCGCAAGAGCUUUAGAGAUGGCUCAAGCUUUUGAGACAGCGACUCAGGAGACGCGUUUGUAACGUAGUGGUCAAGGAGGCCAAUUAUGCAGCAAUCAGAGACCACACAUGCCGUGAGAAAGGAAGCGACAGAUGGUUCUUUUCAGAGGAAGUGGCCUUCACAAGACCUCAAGGAAUGUUAUCGUUACGGAGGUACUGGUCAUCAUCCAGCGAACUGCAGGUUCAAAACCUAAUCCUGCCAUCACUGCAAAGGAAUAGGUCACAUUGCCAGAAUGUGCCGCAAGAAAAGGAGAGACGAGAGCACAAAGGCAGCAGACGUGCCAUCAGCCACGCCUUCUAAGCAGAAGGGAAAACCCUGCAGUACUCAUCAGAUUGAUCAAGAGGAAGAGAGUGUAUUGUUUUUGCUCACAAGCAAAGGCGGAGUGAUUGUAACAAUGAACAUAACGGGAAGUGACAUCGAUAUGGAGGUGGAUACGGGAGCGACAGUAACAGUGAUACCAACAGGAGUCUACCAGAGCUCAUUAAGUCAUGUGCAGUUAUCAUCGAGUUCUGUGCAUCUGCAAACGUACUGUGGCGAGUCGUUAGAAGUAUGAGGAGAAGCAGAUGUUCCAUUGAGGUAUGGCAAUCAGUUUGCUGUGCUAAAAAUAGUUGUUGUUGAUGUUAGCAACAAGCCUGAAAUUCUUGGAAGGAGCUGGUUGCAGGUGAUUCACAAGGAUUGGGGCUCAUUGUUUCAAGUCCAGGGAGAGAAUCGUCUUAAUCUAGUUGAGCGGUUUCCUGCACUAUUUGGUCCAGGAGUCGGUACCUUGGAGGGAAGUCAAGUCAGGAUAACACUGAAGGAGGGAGCUCAACCGAAGUUCUAUAGACCCCGUCCUGUACCGUACAUGUUACAAGAGAAAGUGGACAGUGGGCUGUCACGGUUGCAAAACAAGGACAUACUGAGACCUGUGGAAAGCAGUCAGUGGGCUGUGCCCAUAGUAGUGGUCCAGAAGGCAGAUGGGACUGUGCAUCUGUGUGGAGAUUACAAGGUGACAAGUAAUCCUUAUUUAGAGAGCAAUCCAUACCCUAUGUCUAACUCGGACGAUCUUUUUGCCACACUAGCAGGAGGAGCCAUAUUUUCAAGGCUGGAUAUGAAACAUGCUUACCAACAGUUGCAAGUGGAGCUGGACAGCCAAGAAUAUCUGACCGUGAAUACCAGUAAGGGGCUGUUCACUUACACUCGAAUGCCGUUUGGGAUCAGCACAGCACCCAGCAUCUGGCAGAGAGAAAUGGAUAGGAUUUUGGCAGGAGUUGCCGGAACAGUAUGCUACAUGGAUGAUAUCUUAGUCGUAGGAGAGAAUGAAUCACAGCAUGAUGAGAGACUCAUGGCAGUUUUACAGAAAUUGGCAAAGCGGGUCUAAAGCUCAAACAAGAGAAAUGUGAAUUCAACAAGUCACAAGUUGAAUAUUUGGGCCAUGUUAUCAGCAGCAGAGGCAUCCAACUGUCAGAGAGCAAGGUGGCAGCAAUUCGAGAUGCACCACCACCAACCAAUGUUACUGAAUUGAAGGCAUUUUUGGGUCUUCUCAGUUACUAUAGGAAGUUUCUGCGUAAUCUGAGUUCAGUAUUGGACCAUUGUAUGACUUGUUGCAGAAGCAGAGACAGUGGUCUUGGGGAACAAGACAGAUGAAAGCAUUUUUGGAAGCGAAACAGAAGCUGUUGCAGUCUGAUUUCUUAGUACACUACGACUUAAAGAAGCCUGUCAUUCUAUGCUGCGAUGCAUCACUAGCAGGAGUUGGAGCUUGCCUAUCACAUGUCAUGGCAGAUGGAACAGAAAGACCGAUAGCUUUCACGUCUAGAACUCUGUCUCAAGCGGAAGGAAAAUAUGCACAGUUGGAGAAAGAGGCACUGGCUCUUAUCUUUGGGGUGAGACAGUUUCACAAAUAUUUAAUUGGAAGACAGUUCACUUUAGUGACUGACCAUCCUUAUUACUACGGAUCUUAGGACCACAUGUUGGAGUCCCAACCUUGGCAGCAACACGUUUGCAGCGCUGGGCUCGUAUUUUGAGUGCAUAUGGUUAUGAAAUCCAGUAUAAGCCAGGCGUUGAGAAUAAGGAAGCUGAUUUGCUAUCCAGAUUGCCCAUCCCAGUAGAAGUCAUUGACCCAAAUGAACAGACGUUUAAUGUGGAUUACUGUGACGCAUUACCGGUCACUGCAGCAGAGAUUGCAAAAGAAACGCAGAGAGAUCAAAUCCUAAGGAGAGUUUAUCAGUAUACAAAAUGUGGUUGGGGACCCAAUGGCGAACCAGUCAUAGAGCAAUACAGGAGACGAGCGAGCAAGCUUUCGAUUGAGAACGAUUGCUUACUAUGGGCAAACCGUGUCAUCAUUCCAAGCAAGUUGAGAUCGUUGAUUCUGUCUGAGUUACACGAAGGGCACUAAGGAAUGAGUCGAAUGAAAUCAUUGGCCCGCAGCUAUGUAUGGUGGCUAAGCCUUGAUAAAGAGAUCAAGGAAGUAGUGAAGCAGUGUGAAGCUUGUCAAAGUCUGCAAAACAAACCGGCUCGGAUUGAUCCUCCACACCCUUGGAUUUAUCCUCAGAAGCCAUGGGAGAGAGUAAUAUGCUGACUAAACACAGACCAGUUGAGAGAGCGUGAUGGAAGAAGUUUUCCAGAGUACACAUGGGAACCUACAGGAGAUAUAUCUGUACGCACAAUGAACCAAGACAAUGGCAACAGCAAGCGAAAAGGACAAGAUCAAUCUGCAAAUGCAUCCACAAGCACAUCAUCAGGAUCCUCUAAAGAUAAUAACAGUGCACGAGACAACAUCACCGAGGCUACACCAAUGUCUCAGCAGUCUCACCAGAUACCACCGUCUACAACAGUUACUGAAGAGAGACAAUACCCUCUCUGUGAAAACAGAAAACCACCUGCAGGGUACAGACAAUCAUAAAGGGGGAGGAGUGGGAUAUAGUAUACUAAUUAGAUUAGCUACGAGACAAUACAUCUUUGUUAGUCUGUGUUUAGUCCGCGUAGUCUGUGUUGCGUUCAGUGUUCUGUGAGUAAUAGAUCUUCCG
Molecule: messenger RNA, 3555 nt
Organism: Corticium candelabrum
Lineage: Eukaryota; Metazoa; Porifera; Homoscleromorpha; Homosclerophorida; Plakinidae
Exons: 1
Coding region: 1395-1910 (171 amino acids)
Source: RefSeq, a predicted model, not a curated record